Clarias gariepinus (North African catfish) is the source of this 6508-nucleotide messenger RNA. It is a transcript of the gene tdrd6a, whose product is annotated as tudor domain containing 6. The transcript has 15 exons. The record is from RefSeq and is a predicted model, not a curated record. NCBI's taxonomy places the organism in Eukaryota, Metazoa, Chordata, Actinopteri, Siluriformes, Clariidae. Bases 1 to 6126 code for a protein of 2041 amino acids.
AUGUGUUCAAUUCCUGGCCUCCCAUCACCUGGUUCAAAUGUGACCGUUUUCAUUACCAGAGUAAAUGUGAACCCCCUCUGCGUUCUGGUAGAGUUUUGGGGUAAUUUUGUUCAAGAUCAGAGACAUGCAUAUCAAAAAAUGAAAAAAGACAUUCAGUGUCCCAAAGAAAGAUUUCAAGAAGGAGCGGGAAAGUCCGGCGACCUGUGUCUUGCGUGGGUCAAUGAGACAUGGAACAGAGCUCGUAUAGUGUCGAGAAAUAAUACUCACUACAGCAUUUUUCUCAUUGAUGAAGGUAGAACACUUCUGGCUCCUACCAGUCUUUUGGCAUGGGGCCAAACUGAAUUUUUCAGCCUGCCUCCUGAAGUAGAAUUUUGUAUUCUUUCCAAUGUACUGCCUUUGUCCAGUGAAAACAGAUGGUCAAAAUUGGCCUUAGAGUUCAUAAAAUCCUUCUGUGGUAAAGCAGUUCCUGCACGUGUUUUAGAUUUUGGCAUACCUCAGCAUGCCUUUAUGCUUGACAUUCCAUGUCUGUCUAGAGAAAUGCAUGAGAUGGGGUUUGCAAAGAAAUCGUCAAAUGAAGAGUUCAUAGACUUUGUUUUAAAGUCUUUACAGUCUGAUGAAUCAUUGUGGACCACCUCCCUGGCACCUGAGUCACUUGAACUAAUCAAGACACAAAUGUGUUAUAUGUAUCCAGAGCUAGAAUCUGAAACUACAGAGAUUGUGCUAGUCACAGAGGUAAACAAUCCCCUGCGUGUCUUCUGUCAACUAAAGGUUUUCUCUCAGGAACUUAAGAAACUGACAGAGCAGAUAACUCAACAUUACGAAAGAACGAUCGGAUCACAUUUUGCGAGACCUGAGAACUUGGGGGCUCCUUGUGCAUCAAGAGGAGCUGACGGAAAGUGGUAUCGCUCUGUUCUGCAGCAGGUCAUUUCCAACCAAAGUGUUGCUGAAGUGCUGCAUGUGGAUUAUGGCAAGAAGCAAUUUGUUCAAGUAGACCACAUUAGACCACUGGCUCCAGAAUUCUUCCGAAUGCCUGUUGUGACUUACGUUUGCUCUCUCCACGGAGUUAUUGAUCGAGGUGUGGGUUGGACAGUUUCACAGAUUGAUUAUCUGAAAUCCUUGCUACUUAACAGAACUGUUAUAGCCAAAUUUGAAUAUCAAAGCAUCCCAGAGGGUGUCCACUACGUCACGCUCUAUGGAGAGGAAAACACGAAUAUGAACAAAUUGUUUUGGUCCCGAGAAAAGUGCUUAAUAGAUUCAAGGUGUCUUAAAGAUUGGAACAUGAUUGGAACAUGUCAGAGUUGCCAUGUUUCAGUUAAAGCUUUUGCACAAGAAAUGGUGGAUUUGAAAGGGUUUUUUACAGAAAGUCUCUUACCCAAUACUGUCCAUGUGGCAGUUGUGCAGCAUGUUGAAAGCCCAUCAAAGUUCUGGAUCCAGACACAGAAAUAUGCUGCCGAGUUUGACCUGCUAAUGAAUAGCCUGGCAGAGCUUUAUAGUGAUGUGAGCAGUGCCAGUGGAUUGAUUAGAAAGCCUAUAGCUGGUCUUCUUUGUGUGGCCAAAGCUAAAGAUGAUGUGUUCUAUAGGGCUGCCAUUUGUGAAGUUACUGAGACCAAAGCAGAGGUUUUCUUCCUUGAUUAUGGAGCUAAGGAACUGGUUGAUUUCAUCAAUCUUCGUGAGUUGCCCCUAGGGUAUCAAAAACUACCAGCCUUGGCAAUAAAAUGUGGUCUUUAUGCCAUUAAACCCAGAAGUGAAGAAUGGGAUCGAAAUGCUACUUUAUUCUUUGCUAAAGCUGUUGUGGAUAAAGUCCUGGAUGUACAUGUACUUGCAAAGACUGAAAACAUGCAUCUUGUUCAGGUCUUUGAGUCUAUGUCUGAAGGAGAAAAGGAUUUUUCAGAGCUGCUCUGUAAUGCAGGUUUUGGAGAAAUGGAAGUUGUGGAUAAACCUAUGGUCCCAUCACACAGUGAAGUUGUACAGACAUCUUAUGUGCUCAAGAAAAGUCCUGUUUCACAGUUAUCCUGUUCGCCUGUUGUAACAGCUGCCUUUAAGGAGUCCUUUUUUUCAAUUGGAAGUUCAUUUGAUGUUACAGUAUCCUGUGUUAAGAGUCCAAAUGACUUUUGGUGUCAGAAAGUUAAUGAUGCACAAUGCCUGAAACUGCUAAUGCAGGAUCUCCAGAGGUGCUAUGCAAACUCUAAAUUUCAGCCUCUUUUAGAGGCUGCUUGUGUUGCCCGUCAUCCUAAAAAUAGAUUGUGGUCUCGUGCUUUGAUCAUUCAAAAGCACCAGAAUUCAAAUGUAACUGUUCUCUUUGUUGAUUAUGGGGAAACAAAGAACGUUCCUAUUCAUGACCUUCGCCGCAUUGAUCCACAAUUCCUUAAGCUAAAAGGACAAGCUUUUCGAUGCUGCUUGUAUGACUUGAGCUAUCCAGUCUCUCAUUCCACUUUGGUAUGGAGUUCAGAUGCUACUUUGCAUUUUCAAGAGUUUGUGGACAAGGCAACUUCUAUGAGCAUACCGCUAAAAUGUACUGUUUAUGCAGUGAUGUGUGACAUUCAGAAUGUGGUGUUCAAUGUAGUGGAUUUGGAGAGUCCGUUCCAAAGCAUAUGUCGGUUUCUUGUCCAGCAUGGUCUGGCUAACUAUGUGUCUAAUACAGUAGCUCAACCACUUUUAAGGCUGGAUACCUACCUCUAUUCUUCACAUGGCAUUAAAACUGGGGGUGAAGAGAAUGUGUGGAUCACCUGUGUAAAAAAUGUCAGCCACUUUUUUUGUCAGCUGCAGAGAAAUUUUGUGCAAAUUAAUGAACUUGCAUAUAAAGUCAACAAAUUAUGCAAUCAGCUGCAGAGCAUUACCUGUUCAAAAAUCUCUGGAAAAGUGUGCUUUGUAAGAUACACUGAUGGACUGUGGUACAGAGGACAAAUUAAAUCUAAAAAUCCAGUUGUAGUUCAUUUUGUGGACUAUGGUGACACACAGCAAGUUGAGGAAUCAGACCUCCUACCAGUUCUAGCUGAAGCUGCUGAAAUCAUGGCAGUGCCUGUGCAAGCAGUUGAAUGUCGGCUUUCUGAUUUGCCAGAAAAGGUUACAAGUGAAGUAAAUAGCUGGUUUGAAAGUUUUGUGACCGAUCGCCAUCUCAAAGCAUUGAUAGUUGCUAAAGAACCAUCUGGUAAAUUGAUUGUUGAGCUGUAUGAUGGAAAAACUCCAGUAAAUGCAAUAAUUAGAGAGAAACUUCACAUCAUUAAAGUUCAGCAAAUUGCUAUAAAAGGACUUGAUGUCAAAGAACAAUAUCAGUCAUACAAUAUGUCUCGUGAAAAACACUGGAGAUCUAAGAAAAUUGCUAACUUUGAAGAAAGCUCAAAAAGUUUUCAGAAUAUGGACAUGAAAAGAGAAAUGAAGCACAAAGCACAAAGAGAAUCACUAUGUGAAUCUGUAAAUGUGAAACCAACAGUCUUUAAACAAGCAGAACUACCUGUGAAGGCAGUCGAACCAGAUCUGGAAGCUGAAGUGUUCAUCUCGCAUUGCAGUAGUCCCUUGAGUUUCUUUGUCCAGUUGGUAAAAGAUGAAGGCAACAUCUGUUCUUUGGUGGAAAAGUUAAAUGAUGGUCAGUCAAAGCAUGUACCUGUUAACCCUGCUGACAUCUGUGAAGAUGACUUGGUUAUCACAGAGUACCCUGUUGAUCACUGUUGGUACCGAGCAGUUGUUAGAAAAGUGCUGGCCAAUGACUUAGCUGAUGUAGAAUUUAUAGACUUUGGAAACACUGCUGAAGUGUCACUGUCAAAAAUAUGCAUUCUGGACAAAAUGUUCUUACAACCGAGAUAUAGCAUUCAUUGCUCACUUACUGGAGGGGUAAAUGUUGAUACUGGUCUGGUCUCUAAUUUUAAAAAUGAAAUUGAAAAGAACACUGAUGGGUUUUUAUGUAAAUUUAUCCAGCAGUCAAGUUCUGUGUGGGAGGUCAGUCUUGAGGUCAGUGGUAUGCUUUUAGGAUCUGCUCUUUCCAAAGACACAAAUAUUAUAACCAUAUCAAAUGUGCCCAAGAGCCCAGAUACUGACUUCGAACCACAUGCUUAUACAAAUUCUGAUAUAUCGAUUGGACAGAUAAUUACAGCAUAUGCCUCAGUCAUUAUUGGGCCACAUGUGUUUUGGUGUCAGUAUGCAGAGACAGGAAAGCUUCAGGAGAUUUCUGAUAGAAUCCAAAAGUUUGGAAGUUAUUUGGAAUUUGGAGAUAUGGCUAUGGAAACCCUCCCAAUUGGAAGUGGGUGCAUUGCCCUUUUCGAUGAGGACCACUUGUGGUAUCGGGCAAAAGUGAUUUUAGCUGAAAAGGACAGCUUCUCUGUUGUGUUUGUUGACUAUGGAAAUGAAUCGAAAGUUAAAAUCUGCAACAUUAGGCCACUACCUUUGGAGGUAUCUGAAGUACCUCCACAGGCAUUUGCCUGUCAGCUUGAUGGCUUUAAUAGUUUGGAGGGGUCCUGGGAUGAGAAGGCAGCAAAUCAGUUCUUUGAGCUAAUCAGUGACCAGCUAUUGAAAGUCACUAUAUUGAAAUUAGGCAGUUUGUGUGAUAUGACAAGUCCUCAUCUAGUUAAGUUGGAAUGUAAGGAAGUUAUCAUAAAUGAUGCAAUGAAAAAAUUCUGGACUCAAAAUAGAACUUCAUUUGACCCAGCAAAUGCACCGACUGUCUUGGCUUCAAAUACUGUGGCUAAAAUGUCCUCUCCCUGUGAAACUGAAUCUGUAGUGAGAUUAAAUAACUCCCUUUGUGUAGCCACAGAUAAUGGUACGUGCAUUUCUCCACUUGCACUGCAAGUUGAACCCAAUGGUGCUCUGGCAGAGCAUGAGGAACGACAUGGUUCAAAGGAUUUUCUAGAUAAAAAAAAUGUUGCUCUGGUCAAGAUAUUUCCUCAGGACGAAGAUCAUGACUUGAAUUCAGCAGACAAUGAAUGUGUCAGUGUGAAGGAUACAAAUGUAAAUGCAGAUAGUCAACCUUCAGACAGUCUCAGAGGACACUUGUUGGACUUCCCAGACUUUAUAAAUAAAGGAAUGUUCACAGGUUCCAAGGAGUAUAUGGAUAAGAACAAAGUGGAACCUGUUAAAACAUUAUCACCAGAAGAUAAGAUCUUCAAAAAUAUGUGCGUGUUUGUUUCUGAACAGGAAGAGAGUAAGGCCAAGACUGAAAAUCAGAUCAUUAAAUCAGACAUGGGGAACAUAAGGAGGGAUGUGAAGCGCAGGGAGGUUGGGUCAGUAUGUGUAAUCUGGUCACAUGUUUACAAAAGAUGGUGCCGAGCAGAAACUUUAAAGAUUUUUGAAGAUUCUACUUUGGUACUGCUUUUGGACUAUGAUUUAACGAUGUUGGUUGAUCCAAUGAGCAUAUAUGAAAUUGUUCCAGAUGAAACAUUGCAGACUCAAGACUCAGAGUAUGACUCCUGUUUAUGUGUUAUGGAGGCAAUGUCUGGAAAACAUUUGCAACCAGCUGAUACUCGAGGCCCAGAUGUAGUCCCAUAUUCUUCUCAAGAAAGGAGUCAAAUGGUUGUUGUAGGCGCUGCACUUGAGCAAAGUAUAGCAGAUCCAAAGUUAGUACUCUUCAGUGCUAUAAUGGGCCAGGUACAAACAGAGGAGCUGAGUCCUCCAUCAGAUGAACAGAAAGAAUACAUGACUGAGACAUGUGAGCAGAUAGAUGAGCUGAUGGAAGUCAUACCUGUGAUACAUCUGAAGAAGGUUGAAGAAACUGAGCAUAAUACUGUAGAAUGUUUUUCCUCUCCAAAGCAUACAGCAAAAGGUUCUAAGAAAGAAACAGAUGAACAACCUAGUGCUGGGGUGGAUCUCAAUCAUGAGGAACAGAGCAAAAUGUUGGUUACAGAUGUUUCAGUUGAGCAAAGUGAACCAGCCUUGGAAAUGAAUCCAGCAUUGGAAGUAGCACAAGAUUUAUCCUCUGCACUUAAAGCAAAGAUUGAUGCUGAUUUGGCGGGGACUGAACUUUUUGCUGCUAAUACAGUGUCUUCUGAUUUACAGAAACCAUCUGAUGUAGACAACCCAAGGGCUUCAACUGUCACACAUUUGACCCUGAGGAUUGAGGACACGUCUGAUGAUAAUAUCUUUGUGAAAGAAUUGCAGGCUUCCCCAAGUGAGGCAUGCAAGCCAAGUACUAAAGAAUAGCUGGCGCUCGAUUACUCAAGGCACUGUUUAACUCUCAGGAUCUCUGGUUGCAUUUUGAUUUGUUUGUUGUAACAUCUUUUAUCACUUUAGUACUUGAGUAUCUAAUUUCUGCGUUUUGAGUUAUGCCAGAAUUUUUUUUUCUAUAUUUUCACCCCUUUAUCGUUCUAUGUUCCUUGUUAUUUAGAUACAUCCAGAACCAAGUUGUGUUCUAUUGUUUUGGGUUGUAAAGGCUAAGCUUAAAGUGCAUGUGCUAAAUGUUGUAAUAAGAAAUAACAAAAACAUUUGUUUAGUAAUAGCAUACGUUACCCUUUAAUUUUCUAUUGCACAAAUUUGUAUAUGUUCUUGAAAGCAUUUCAGUAAAAUAAAUAUGGUGCAAGUUUCA